Callorhinchus milii (elephant shark) is the source of this 5150-nucleotide messenger RNA. It is a transcript of the gene gpd2, whose product is annotated as glycerol-3-phosphate dehydrogenase 2 (mitochondrial). Gene Ontology annotation, biological process: glycerol-3-phosphate metabolic process. Bases 223 to 2427 code for a protein of 734 amino acids. The transcript is spliced from 18 exons. Gene Ontology annotation, molecular function: calcium ion binding; glycerol-3-phosphate dehydrogenase (quinone) activity. The record is from RefSeq and is a predicted model, not a curated record. Lineage: Eukaryota; Metazoa; Chordata; Chondrichthyes; Chimaeriformes; Callorhinchidae. Gene Ontology annotation, cellular component: mitochondrion; glycerol-3-phosphate dehydrogenase (FAD) complex.
GGAGAGCUGUUUGGCUGCUGUACGCUGUCAAUCUGUGCAGGAGGUUGGGGCUGGAAGCGAGACACCAGCCCGGGGUGUGUGUGUGUGUGUGUGUACAGUACAUAUAUAUAUAUAUAUUAUAUAUAGAGAGAGAGAGAGGUAGAAAGAGAUUGCAGCAACAAUUAUUUCAGACGUUGGGGGAAGUGAUGUGCAAGGAGACGAGAGGUGCAGUUUGAGAAAAGAAUGGCAUUUCGAAAGAUUGCAAAAGGGACCUUUCUUUUGGGAGGCGGUGCUCUCACAGCAGUGUUUGGGCUUUCACAAUUACCAGAACCCAAGAAUAAGAAACAACAUGAAAAAGGGAGCCACCACGUUUUGAAUGCUCAUGUGGUAGGAAAUAACGGAGGCGAUUUUCAAAAUGGUUUACCAUCAAGAGCAGAUCAGGUGGCUUCUCUGCAAAGUACCACAGAGUUUGAUGUCCUUGUGGUUGGAGGAGGGGCAACAGGAUGUGGCUGUGCUCUGGACGCCGUGACUCGGGGUCUUAAAACCGCACUGAUAGAGAGAGAGGACUUCUCAUCAGGGACAAGUAGCAGAAGCACAAAGUUGAUCCACGGUGGAGUGCGAUACCUGCAGAAAGCAUUCACGAAUCUUGACUACGAACAGUAUAAAUUAGUGAAAGAAGCACUCCGUGAACGGGCCAACCUGCUCGACAUUGCCCCACACAUUUCCAAACCGCUGCCUAUUUUGCUUCCUGUGUACAAAUGGUGGCAGCUGCCUUACUUCUGGUUUGGGAUAAAGGUAUAUGACCUCGUGGCUGGAAGUCAGUGCUUGAAAAGAAGUUAUAUCAUCAGCAAGUCAAGUGCUCUGGAACUUUUCCCAAUGCUGAAGAAAGACCAGCUUAAAGGAGCUAUUGUGUACUAUGAUGGACAACACAAUGAUGCACGGAUGAACCUUGCGAUCGCUCUCACUGCUGCCAGGUAUGGUGCUGCCAUAGCCAAUUACGUUGAAGUGAUGCACCUUCUGAAGAAGAUGGAUCCAGACACUGGCAUAGAGCAUAUCUAUGGUGCUAGGUGCAAGGAUAUUCAAACAGGGAAAGAUUUUGAUGUGAAAGCCAAGUGUGUUAUCAAUGCUACAGGACCGUUCACAGACUCUCUGCGUAAAAUGGAUGAUGCUGACAUCCCAAACAUCUGCCAGGGUAGUGCUGGUGUACACAUUGUUAUGCCAGGUUAUUACAGCCCUGAGAACAUGGGAUUACUGGAUCCAGCUACUAGUGAUGGUCGGGUUAUAUUUUUCUUACCCUGGGAGAAAAUGGUCAUCGCAGGAACCACUGACUCUCUGACGGAAGUGGUACAGAACCCUGUCCCCCGCGAGGAAGAUAUUAAUUUCAUUCUCUCCGAAGUACGGAAUUAUCUCAGCCAGGAUGUAGAAGUGAGACGAGGAGAUGUUCUCGCAGCUUGGAGUGGUAUCCGGCCACUGGUGACUGAUCCCACCUCGAAGGACACCAAGUCAAUCUGCCGUAAUCAUCUUGUGGCGGUGACCAAAAGUGGCCUGGUGACCAUUGCAGGUGGUAAAUGGACUACUUAUCGCUUAAUGGCUGAGGACGCAUUAAACGCCGCUAUUAAAACCCAUGGACUUAAUCCAACUGCAUCCUGUCAGACGGUUGGGCUUUUACUGGAAGGGGCCGUUGGCUGGACUCCUACUCUGUACAUUCGAUUAGUGCAGGAUUAUGGUUUAAGCACUGAGGUUUCUCGGCAUCUCUCCAACACAUUUGGUACCAAAGCUUUCGAAGUUGCCAAAUUGGCUAAGGUCACUGGAAAGAGAUGGCCCAUUGUUGGCAAGCGACUAGUGGCUGAAUUCCCAUACAUCGAAGCAGAGGUGACGUAUGCCGUGAAAGAAUACGCCUGCACAGCUAUUGAUGUGAUUGCCAGGCGCACUCGCCUGGCGUUCCAGAAUAUACAAGCAGCAGAAGAAGCUUUGCCACGUAUUGUAGAGAUAAUGGCUGCAGAAUUGAACUGGAACGAGCAGAAAAAACAGGAGGAAUUGGUGUCCGCUCUGCGCUUUCUGUACUUAGAAAUGGGCUACAAAGUACGGGAUGAACAGUUGACCAAAACCACAGAAGUAAACCUUACCCCUGAAGAGUUGGACAGGUUUACGAUAAGGUUCAGGAAAUUCGAUAACCAACAGAGGGGUUUUAUCACUUUUGUUGACGUCCAGCGUGUGUUAGAGACAAUUGAUCAUGAUAUUGAUGAAAACGCUCUGCACGAAAUUGUAAAUGAAGUUGACUUAAACAAGAACGGGCAGGUGGAACUACACGAGUUCUUGCAGUUAAUGAGUGCAGUGAAAAAAGGCUCGGUGUCGAGCAGCAGAUUGGCGAUAUUGUUGAAAAGGGCCGAGGAGAAACUGGAUCACAGAGAAGCUAUUCCUGUACACCGGAGUGGCGGAGGUGUGUGAAUCCCGCCUGCCUGUCCAAGGCAUUGUCAGCCGCAAGAGAAAGCCAGACUCGCAACUGGCAGAGAGUUUGACAUCACAGGACCUUAUAUUUGCUGCCUUGCCUGGCCUUCGGUCUUCAUGAACAUGCGACAGACCUUUAUUUGGUGCAUGUUACACUAUACCUGCUUUCUCAAAGUCUUAUAUUUUCUUUGACCAUUCUCUCUACAAACCUCGCUUGACGAAAAGUUGCAUUAUAUCGGCAGAUUAUUCAAAUGUAACUUAUCUUUUUACGUCUGAUAUAAAAUCUUGAAAACACAAAGUACUGUAAUGUUAAAAAAAAAGUUCCUCUUACCAACAGACGGACAUAACGAUUGCAAAAUGCAAAUAAUGGUAAGCAACAAUAACAUUUUGAUCCCCUGCUGGACACAAUGAAAGAUAGUGAUUUGGUUUGCCCCAAAUAAUAAUUCUAGCGCCUUUAAGAUAUUUUGUGGGCAACCUUUCUUGAACGAUGAGAGUUUUUCCCAUUCAGAUGGAUUUGGUCUGGGUUGAAGGGCAGGCUGUAACUAGAAGGAAAAUUCACAACUCUUUGGGGGCAUGGUGGCAUUUUUAAGAUCUGUCUUGUGCUGCUUUUCAAGAGGCAACCUCUUUGUCCGUCUAUCUGAUCAGCAGGUCCUAUUCAUUUGUUACUCAAUUUGCUCAAUAACAUUGUAUGAUAUUUUAAUGACAAUCUUUCUUUGCGACUUUAAGGGUCCUAUCCAAAAAUAUUUCCAGUGGUCACCACAAACAUAUUGAUAAAGGCUAAUAGUUUAUUUUACUAACUUCAAAUAUAUUGAUGGCAUUUUAGUAUAUGUAAACCCUUUUUUUUUCUCUCUCCAUUCUGUUUGGUCCCUUCAAUGGACCAUACAUUAGAGUCUUAUUGGAUCCAUCGAUCUGACUGUAAACAUUAAUGUGGUGCCUCAGUAAUGUGUAGUAAUAUUUUGUCAAAUUGUCACCCACCUUGGCAGCUGACUUUCUGUCAUUCUAAUACUGGUUUCUUUAGAAUAUCUCUACCUAUAUGGCCAAUCACGAGCUCAAAGCACCAUAAAAUGCCACGUUGAGUUGGAAAAGCAGUUUGCUGCAAGCAGCAAGCAUCAGAUCAGACUUUGAUGGCCCACGUGAACCUCCUAUGACGGUUCUACUUUCAUAUGAGUUUGCCUCUUGCUGCCUGACUGUAUUUUGUAACAUCUGUUUCUUAGUCAAUAUCGUUGCAUCUCUUUGGUUUUCACGCCUUCUCCACCACACCAGCAUCUUCAUAGUAAACGUUAUGUCCUCCUCACAGUUCACAAUCACUCGCUAUUGUUCUGACCUCGAGGUUGCACAUGUAUAAUUUCUGGAAAUAUGCAACAAGAUUAUUUCUAAAUUGAUGCUGGAUCAUGGAAAAGUUGACAUACGUACUAUAUAACAGUAAGCUUUUUCAAGGAAAGGGAAUAUCAAAGAUGGUUGUGAUAAACAUUGGCCAAAGCAAAAAUGGUUCAAGGAUAGUUCGAUAUUGUAUACUUUUAUGACUUAAGUCCGAUUCUCAAAUCUGUCUAUAUGCUCUUUUACUUCUGAGAUCAGCGAUUUCUCUUGUACUUUCCGUGUUUUCGUUCUACACUUGAAACUUUAUGAUACAUGAAUUAAUGAAUGAAUGUAUUGAGUUGCAGCUUAUCACAAUUCUUGCACUCAAUAACCAAUAAUGUACUUCGAGCAGUUUACAAGCAGAAAGUGACAUUCCAACCCAGCAAAUUGAUGAAGCCUUUCAGUGGUUGAAACAGAAGCACAAGAAAACCUUUAAACUUUAGUGAACUAGUGUUGCGGAAACUAAAGGCGGGGAGCGUACAUGGAAUUUUAGACAGAGGCCUGUUGUAUUAGUUGUAAGCAUCAAGUCCUGUGAUACUUGUAUAGCCACAAAAGCAUAUUUAAGCUUUUACUGGCUCCUGUUUCUACACACUGUAAAGUGCGUAUUCAAUUUGUCCUUCACCUUUUUCUUACACACAGUCUGAUACUGUCAGAAUCCAGUACCACUUUUGUUAGAAUUUUCUUGUACUAUGUUUAGUACUAUAAAGCAGUAAAUUAAUUUUAUACAUUAUCAUAUCUACUAUAUGUAUAUUUUGCAAAGAUCUGUAUAUUUGUUAAAAGCAUAUCUUGAACUAUUUUCUAUUGAGCCAUCUCUUACCCUUCCCUGGGACAGUUAGAUUCAGUUAGAGUAGAAAUGGUUGCUGGAUUAGUGUCAAAAACACAUUACAGUUUAUAAACAAUGCAAUACCUUAAUGUUAUAAUGUUGUAGGACGACAAGAAACUUUCUUCCAAAUUAGUACACAUACAAACUCCUUGAAAUACUGCACAUCAGAUUUUACUGUCUCAUAACAAGCUUGAAUGCCAAAUUGUUUGCGAAUAGCGCCAUUGAACAACAAGCAGGCAGUCUUAAGAAUCGUACUGUUAAUGACCGUUGUGUGUGACUGAAUGUGUGAAGAGUUUUAUGUCCCACCUCAAUAGUUAUUUUAUUGUGAACGAGACAUAAUACCAUGUUGGCGACUGCAUUUUAAUUUUUGUAUCUCUCCAUUGGUUGUUUUUAUUGCUAAUAAUUUAUUACUUUUGGUAUACAAAAUGAGCUGCAUGCAAUUUUGGAGUAAUAACAAAGUGUUCUUAAUGUGCCUUGCUUUUAACUGAAAACGGAUUGAGAACAUGAAUCAGUGUAACGGAUUAAAAUUGUACUGUGUCAAGCA